Molecule: messenger RNA, 2309 nt
Organism: Dendrobium catenatum
Lineage: Eukaryota; Viridiplantae; Streptophyta; Magnoliopsida; Asparagales; Orchidaceae
Product: pentatricopeptide repeat-containing protein At1g43980, mitochondrial
Exons: 1
Coding region: 200-2149 (649 amino acids)
Biological process (GO): RNA modification
Molecular function (GO): protein binding; RNA binding
Source: RefSeq, a predicted model, not a curated record
AUUUGACCCGAGUCAACUGAGCCCAUCUAGACCGCCUGUCAUGGCCUUUAUCCCGUACCUGUGAAAUGCCUUGCACUAUAAUACGCGUCGUCCAGAUUUAAUCGACUAAGAAUGCCUAACCCUCUGAGCGUUGAAGUGGCAGAAUCGAAUCCAAUAACACAAAUGGGUAUCGGCCUCCAACGCCAGCUCUUUAAAGCCGAUGACAUCUCCUUCUCGGACGAGUAACCUUAACAAUGUCACAUCGUCUUCUUCGUAUUCCCUCCUAAUCGACCGCGGCCUCUCCUUCAGCUCUCUCCCAAACGCCUAUGCCAUUCACGCCCGCCUUCUUAAGCUCGGUCUACACCGCAACACUUUCUUCGGUAAUCGCCUCCUCCAUCUCUACUCCUGCCUUGGGACCUUCUUCUCCGUUUUUCGAUUCUUCAACGACAUUCCCGUCAAGAACAUCUUCACUUGGAACAUCCUAGUUAACGCUUUAUCAAAUGCUGGUCAAAUGACUGACGCCCGCAAGGCGUUCGAUAAGAUGCCUGAAAGAGAUACUGUAAGCUGGAACACGAUCAUUUCUGGCUAUGCCGGCAACGGCCACUUCGACGCUGCUUUUUCAGCUUUAUACGCAAUGCGGAGGCUUGGGUUGAGAGGUAACGCCUAUACCAUUUCUAUUUCUGCAUCCUGCGUAUUCACCCAACUGCAAGCUAAGCAGGUUCAUGGGAAUGCUGUUCGUUGUGGCUUUGAUUCUUCCAGUGUCGUGGUUGGAAAUUCUCUUAUCAAAAUGUAUGAAAGGGCCCACCUUGUUGACUAUGCCUACUCUGUUUUCUGGAGAUUGGAGAAUCCGGAUGCCAUUUCAUGGAACUCCAUGAUAUCAGCUUUCGGCAACUCUGGCCAUGGAAGCUCUGCUUUUGAAUGUUUCAGAAGCAUGUGGGCUUCUGGAUUCUCACCUGACGAGUUUAGCAUUUCAGCCAUGAUUAGCAUCUGUGCCGACCUUAAGGACUUGGGCAAGGGUGAGCAGCUCUUGUGCAGAUGCUUCAAGUUCGGAUCCCUUUCAAAUUCUAUAGUUUCUAGCGCUGUUAUUGACAUGUAUUCCCAAUGUGACAGAUUGAAUGAUUCCAUUCGGCUCUUCGAAGAAAUGGAGAUAUGGGACUCUGCAACGCUCAACUCCAUGGCAUCAGCCUACGCAAAAACUGGUUUUGUCCACGAAGCACUGAAGCUCUUUGUAAUGGCAGUUAGUAGGAAUGUUAGGCCGACAGAGUUUACCUUUACAAGCCUUUUGAGCUCAAGUUCUUGCUUUGGAUUGCCUGAUCAGGGCAUGCAGAUCCAUUGCUGUGUUCAUAAAUUGGGUAUGGAGGCAGAUUUAAUCAUUUCAACUGCUCUAGUUGAUAUGUACAUGAAAUUGGGCUCAGUCGGAUCUGCCACCAAAAUUUUCUCUUCAAUGACUUUCAAGGACCUGAUAUCUUGGAACACAAUGAUUAUGGGCUUGGCAAAGAACGGGCAGGCAGCAGAAAGUAUGCAAAAAUUUCAGCAACUGCUCGAAAGUGGUAUCAAGCCAGAUCGAAUCACUUUACUCGGUGUAUUAUCUGCUUGCAGCCAUGGGGGAAUGGUCUGUGAAGGAAUGAUGAUACUGUACUCAAUGGAAGAAGUACAUGGAAUCAAAUGUGGUCUCGAGCACUACGCUUGUGCUGUGGAUAUGAUGGGGAGAUCUGGGAGGUUGGGGGAGGCAAUGAAAAUUAUAGAAACAAUGCCUUUCAAGCCGAAUGCAUCUAUUUUAGGCCUGCUUCUCGAAGCUUCCAUUAUUCAUGGGAACUUGAGCUUCACAGAAAAGGUUGCUGAGAAGAUGAUGGAGUUUGAACCUGAGUUCUCUUUACCAUACCUUGUAUUGGGUCGGAUGUAUGGGAGAAGAGGCAUGUGGGAAAGCAUGGCUUGGAUGUGGAAGAUGAUGGAGGAAAGAGGAGUGAAAAGAGUAAGUGAAUGCAGUUGGAUUGGUAUCAAGAAUCAAAUAUUUAUUUUCAGUGAUGUUGACGUGUUGCGUCAUGGAGGAGAAGUCAUGUACUCAGUUUUGCGUUUAUUAAUAUGGGAGUUGGUGAAAGAAGGCUAUAUUCCUAGAGAGCAUGAAGAAGGAUUUGAGAAAGAUGAGGAUGAUGAAGAUUAUCAUGAGUGAGUAACAAUGUGUUCUUGCCAGUUUAGAAGUUCAGCUUUUGAAGCUCGAAGAAAUAUGCAGUAAUUUGCGGCAAUGGUAGCCAGCCCUCAGCUUUGAAUAAUGUGCAGAUUGGUCGAAGCAAAAUUGAAGCUUUGUAAACACAAAAAUUGUGAGAAAGUGA